Messenger RNA from Pediculus humanus corporis (human body louse), 2391 nucleotides. RefSeq lists its product as uncharacterized. Bases 1 to 2391 code for a protein of 796 amino acids. NCBI's taxonomy places the organism in Eukaryota, Metazoa, Arthropoda, Insecta, Psocodea, Pediculidae. Gene Ontology annotation, cellular component: ciliary basal body. The transcript has 5 exons. Gene Ontology annotation, biological process: cilium organization. The record is from RefSeq and is a predicted model, not a curated record.
AUGUUCGAUGAUAAAUACAGUCCGAGAAAAUUAGGAAAUUGGGAAUACCCAAAAUGGUAUCCUGAUAGACCAAGACAACGUCAUAAAACAACAAAAAUAAUUGCCGAUGAUAAAGGGCGAUUGUUGGAUGGCAUAAAAAGAGAAAAUCCCUGGGGAAACUAUAUAGGAACGUGGGAUUUACCAAAGAGAAUAACGCGAGAUUACAUAAAAAAACUUGUGGCACCGCCGGAAAGACUUGUAAAAUUAUGGGAUAAAAAAAAACAACCUGAAGUAACUCUUAAAGUUGAAGAACCUCGCAUUGAAGAAAACCAAGAAGAAAAAAAUUUAGAAGAAGGUACUUGUAAAAUAUGUGGAAAAUUAUAUGCCGAUUGUACCUGCGAAAAAGUUGUACAAUCAAAAUCCUCGGAUUCGAUUGAUGAAGAGGAAAAAUGUGCUGAACCCCUCACAUGUCCCAAAUGCAAUAAUGAUAUUUGCCUUUGCGAAGAUAAAUGUCAAUGCAAUUUUUCGACCGACGGCAAAUAUUUAACAUCAGCCGAAAAAUGUUUUCUAAAAAGAAAUAAAUCUUCUUCGGCGUUGAACCUUCAUUCUCCAGCGAAAAAAUUCGAUUCGGAGAUCGUAACGAAAGAAGAAGAAGAACAAGAUGUCGAUUUAAAAAAAUCAAAUUCGAUCGAUGAAAGAAUAAAAAAAAUUUUAGAAUCCGUUGAAGAACCUGCGAAAGAAAAUACCGUGAAAGAUUUUUGUCCGGAAAUAAAAGCAUUAUCCAAACAUAACCGAGAAAAAACAAACGUGGUGUCAUCCGAUCUUGCAUCGUUGGUGGAAAAUGGGAAAAAUUUUAAAAAAAGUGAAAAUUUAUUAAAUUCCUACUUGGAGGAUCACGUUAAUAAAUACGAAGAAGUGAGAGACGAAAUCGAUUUUGAAAUAAAUGAAGAAAAAUCUAAAGAAAUGACUGACGCCAAUGACCAAACGGAAAAUGUGGAAAAUUCGCCACAAAACAAAGACGCAACCAUGAACUUUAAUAAUUAUUCUAACGUGGCGAAAAAAUUUCACGAUGAUAACCUCAAACACCAACCUCUUCCGGAUGUCAUCAAUGAUCCCAUGUAUAAAGCUCUCAUUAGUGAUAGAUAUCCCUUUCCAGGUGAAUCCCUAAAAGUUGGUACGAUGCCAACGGCAAUCGGAUGGAAGAAUUAUUCCGUACCUGGACCGACCGAAUGUUCAAAGUUAAAAAUCUUUCGUCCGAAAACAGCAUCGGAUCCCAAGGUAAAAAAAGUAAAGGAAGAAAGACCGAAAACUUCGAAAAAUUAUGUACCCAAAAAGGUAUUACCCAUCGAUUUAGCAAUCUGUUGGGAUUUGAAACCUGAUGACUCCAUAAAAGAACCGAAAAGGAGUUUGCAUAUAGAUGGAAGUAACGGUUGCAUCGCUCCAGCCGUUUUUACGAUGAUUCAUCAACAAGAUAAUUCCAAAGAGCAAAACGUUUCCGGUUCGUGUUUGCCUUUGGCUGAAAAAAUAAGUCCAGGCAUCGAGGAAAGCAAUCUGGCAAAUUUACCGUCUCAGGAAGGUGGAAAAAUACAAAAUUCUGUAUUAAAAUGUCCGAUCAAUAAAGAGGCCAUCAUGUCUUGCGUAAAAGCAUCUCCGAAAGAUAGCAAACAAUCGGAUAGUCCGAUGAGUUUCACUUCCGUUUUGACAAACGUAAGUAAUAAAACUCGUGAAAAUUCAAAAACUUUUUUGUCUAACGAGGAAGCGAAUAAAAUUCUAACAAGAAAACUCAUGACGUUACAAAGGGAAAAAGAAAAGAAGGGAAAUUAUUUCGAUCCUAAAAAGUAUGUUUUCAACAGUAAUAAUAAUAAUAAUUUCAAUUGCGGGUCUUAUAAUGAUAAAAAAAUAAAUCACAGCACGCCAAAUUUGGCUUCAAAAUGUAGCGGAAGCAAAUGCGGUACCGACAAAACCAGUCAAGACUCGUUUAAUAAAAAUAAAAGUUUGACGAAUUUGAGUAGGGGAUCAAGUGAUGGAAGUAAAUAUCCACAAAUAAACAAAGAUGAAAAUAAAAGUAGAUCGAGUUCGGGACAUUCGAAAUCUCACGGAUGUUCCCACAACGAUAAUUCUGGAAAAACCGAAAACAAAAAUACGACGAAAACGGAAACGACAAAGAGCGACAGUCCAAAUUCUUCGGGAUCGUCACUCGGUUUAAAAUCUUAUAAGGGAUCUAAAAAUCACGUAGUGAUCCCUGGAAAGAAAAAAUAUUCCAUCGGGACUUUACUACCACCGUUUUCGUAUUGGCCGCAAAAUAACAGUCAAAAUUAUCCGGAACACUGGAGACUUGCCAGCGUGUACCAACACUCUUACAAACCAAUAAAUAAUAGAAAAAGGCCACUGCUGGCAAGUGUUUUCCAGUAA